AUGUCAAUUUUGCUGUCUGCAUGCACUGAUUCAACCAGAGAACUUCAAAUGGAAAUUGAAAGGCGUGUUAUGGAAUCAGACUCCAAUUUUGUGGCAGGAAAUUUUAACAAUGAAACCGUUGUACAAGCAAACAGUCAGCGGAAUAACAAAUAUAUGGAAACAGCACAAAAGUUGAUAAAUGCUACUACAAAAACUCAAACUUUUAUCAAACAACUUGAACUUAGAAGGAAGGAGGUAGCUGCAACAGUAGAAGAUCUGCAAAGCGAGUUGAAUGAGGCAAGAGCUGCUCUGGAAACGGUCAUUAACGAAAGAGACCAUAAUAAAAGUAGAUUUGUGCAACUAGAGUCUGAUAUACAAACAAUACAAAGUUCAUGCAGAGGACUUAGAAAUGACCUAGAGGAUUAUCAUGCCUUACAAGAAAAGUUUAGAGAAAAAGAGGCAGAAAUUUCAUCAUUGUACAGUACUUUAUCAACAAAGGAACAAGAGAACGAGAGAUCUCUGUUUUCCACAUCUGAGGCUACAGCCCUUUCUGACAAAAUAGAUAAGAUUGAAAUACCUAUCAUGGAGUCAGGAGAAGAUGAUAUGGAGCGACAUACUUCAACCACGGUAAAGAAGCUUUUUCACAUCAUUGAUUUUGUUACUAGGUUGCGGCAACACGUGAACUCUUUGUCUCAUGACAAAGAGGAGCUGCAAUUAACCCUUGACAACAAGGUCCUUGAAGUUAAGCGUCUGAAUGAGGAAGUCAACCAACUUGACAGAAAUUGUGAAGAUUCCAAAAAUGGGAAGGAUGAUGACUCUGAGAUUUCCUUUUCUUUGGAGAAAAUAUUAGAUAUGUUGGGAGCCAGUGAUUGGAACGGAGACAAAAAAUCUGCGGGUGCAAAGGGACUAAUAACAGUACUAGAAAAGCAGGUCAUGACUAUUCUUCUAGGAUCAGAAAAAUCAAAGUCUAGAGACCAGGAACUGAGUACUAAGUUGCUUGGUGACCAGAAGGUCAUUGAUGAAUUGACAGCCAAAGUCAAGUUACUUGAACACUCAAUCCAAAAUAGGACUUCUCAGCCUGAAUUUCAUCAAGAAAGGAGCAUAUUUGAAGUAGCCGCAUCACCUGUUGCAUCUGAGAUAUCUGAAGUUGAAGAGGGGUCACUUGGAAAGAAAGCAACAUCUUCUGUCCUACAAGCUGUUCAUAUGCUAAAUAUGCGAAAAGGAUCUACAGACCAUCUUCUACUUGAUAUUGAUUCAGAACCCAGUAGUUUAAUCAACAAAUCUGAUAUUGAUGAUAAAGAGGGAAUUGUCAUAGUCGUCGUCGUCGUCAACAUCCCUCUGAACAGUGCAACUAAGCAGUGCCAUUUCAAUUCUCAUUUGCAAAUCGUGAAUGCUAUGAAACAUGAAGAUCCUAAUUUUAUUCAAGAGCAAGGAAGGCCUUUACCAAAGUUUGGGGAAUGGGAUGUGAAUGAUCCAGCUUCUGCAGAAGGAUUCACUGUCAUCUUCAACAAAGCUAGAGAUGAGAAGAAAACCGGUGGAGCUUCCGGCCGCCAUUCCUCAAGCCGAAGAAUUGAUUCUCAAAAAGAUGAUAAAAAGAAACAAUCACCAAAUUCCAAUUCUAAGAAAAAGUGGUUUUGCUUUGGCCCUUGA
Neltuma alba is the source of this 1629-nucleotide messenger RNA. RefSeq names its product protein Spindly-like. The record is from RefSeq and is a predicted model, not a curated record. Lineage: Eukaryota; Viridiplantae; Streptophyta; Magnoliopsida; Fabales; Fabaceae. The transcript has 6 exons. Bases 1 to 1629 code for a protein of 542 amino acids.